AUGGAUCCACCACCUCUACCCACUGGCCCCACCGCUGCCGCCGCCACCAGCGUGCAUCUUAGCUACCCUGACUCCGUUGAAUCCUCCCCACGCUCCCGCACUGAGAACUCCUAUGAUGACCCUCUCCCAGCUGUCCCUGGAGCAAGGCUCCGCCUAAUGUGUAGCUUUGGUGGUCAUAUAAUACCCCGUCCUCAUGACAAAACCCUUUGCUACGUCGGUGGUGAGACUCGUCUUGUUGCGGUUGAUCGCCAUUGCUCCCUCUCAGCCUUUUGCACCCGCCUCUCACGCGCCCUUCUCAAUGGCCGACACUUUACGUUGAAGUACCAGCUCCCAAAUGAAGACCUUGACUCUCUUGUAUCAGUUGCCACGGAUGAGGAUCUUGAGAACAUGAUUGAAGAAUAUGACCGUCUAACAGCAUCAUCAGCUUCUUCUGCAACCUCCUCUCGAAUCCGUUUAUUUCUUUUCUUUAACAAGCCUGACACUGCAGCCUCCAUGGGUCCGCUGCUAAAUGAUGCCAAGUCUGAAACAUGGUUCGUUGAUGCUCUUAAUGGUUCGGGGUUGAUUCCUAGAGGGCACUCUGAUUCUGCUGCCAUGGAGACCUUGUUGAAUCUUGAUGGUGAGUUGGAGGCACAAGAAGUAGCAGAGGAACAGACCAAGCAAGUGAAAAGCAAUAAUGCAGUUCAUCAUGAGGUACAAUGUUCAUUGCAUGAUUCGCCUAUGGUGGAGAAAACUUCAUCUUUUGGUUCACCUUCUUCUUCACCUUCAAUAUCUAACUUACCACCUAUUCGGGUUCGAGUUGAUCAGGAUGGAGUUGCUAAAGUGCAGGACCAGAGGGUUGGCAUAGAAGAGCAGUUUGCUGAGAUAAGUUUUGCUACUACUAUUCAUAAGCAAGAUGAUGGUUACGGGGCUGCUGUGUCUGCUCUGCCCCCGCACCCUGUGGCUGUUGCGACUGCUAUGAUCACUUCUGCAGGGGGUUCAAGUGACAACUUGAAUCGGAUUUUGUCUGAUGAUGAGAGAUCCGAUCAAGGGGUGCCUAUUGGUUUUCGCAAACCUCCAUUACCAUUGCAGCCAGUACAACAGAAAGCUUGUGGCGCUUAUAAUUUGCCUUCCCCUGAUUCAGUUGCAAGUGAUAGCAGCAUUGCCUCGGCAAAUUCUCUGUCAAAACCCAUGUAUUAUCAAGAUCAAGCUCAUAUUGCAUCCAGAGAUAGCAAAGCUGCUGUUAGCCCCAAUACAAAGGCUGAUACUUCCAUUCCAAACUCCCAAAUCCAAAUUCAUCAGGUUCAAGAUGCCUAUGCUUUAGCUCCACAAUUGGAUCAGCAGCAGCAACAAGCACAGCAACAAUUCAUGCAAACCAGCAUGCACUACAUCCCCCACCCUACUGCAUCUCCUGCUCCAGUGCCAAUGUCAUCUUACUAUCCAGUGUAUGCUACACCAUCGCAGCAGCAUCAGCUUCAUCAUCCAGCCGAUCAGCAGUACCCUGCAGUGUAUGUAAUGCCUGUUACACAAGUAACACAACCACAACCAUACAUGUCCAUGCAAUCUAGCACCGGUGUCAUGACUCUGAAAUCCAACGUAACUGAUGCUAGCAUUGUGGCCCCAAGCCUCCCAUUGACACCUCCAGCUCCUUCAAUAGUUGCUGCCACCACUGCUUACAAAGAGGCCACGCCUCCCAUGUACCCUACAAAUACAGCUGCCCUUGCUAAACCUGAAAUGGCAGCAACUGUGUACAGAACAGCUGUGCCAUCAACUCCUCAACUGGUUCAAGUUCAGCAACCAUAUGUUGGCUUCUCCCAAAUGCAGCAUCCACCACAAUCAGUUGCUGUUACACCUGCUGCUACUGCCAAUUAUGGUUAUGAGUAUCCAAAUCCUUCACAAGAUCAAAUGUUCUAUGCUCAGCAUCAAGCUCCUUCACUGCCUCCGCAGUAUCAAACCAUGACUCAAGCUACUGCAGCAGCUGCAUUGGCUGAUGCUUCACUGCAGCAGCCCACAGACGGUAGCAAUCAGCAAAUUAGAAUCUCACAGCCACUAUAA
Molecule: messenger RNA, 2031 nt
Organism: Theobroma cacao (cacao)
Lineage: Eukaryota; Viridiplantae; Streptophyta; Magnoliopsida; Malvales; Malvaceae
Product: Octicosapeptide/Phox/Bem1p family protein
Molecular function (GO): protein binding
Source: RefSeq, a predicted model, not a curated record